Rhinolophus ferrumequinum (greater horseshoe bat) is the source of this 1837-nucleotide messenger RNA. It is a transcript of the gene HSD11B2, whose product is annotated as hydroxysteroid 11-beta dehydrogenase 2. Lineage: Eukaryota; Metazoa; Chordata; Mammalia; Chiroptera; Rhinolophidae. The coding region runs from base 111 to 1328 and encodes 405 amino acids. The record is from RefSeq and is a predicted model, not a curated record. The transcript has 5 exons.
CCUGCCCCUGGCCAUUGUCUGCUGCACCCGACGCCCCUCAUCCAGGCCCCGAGUUCCUAUCCCUGCCCUCCAGCCCGGCCACCACCCCAGCCCGCCCCAGCCCCGCCGCCAUGGAGCGCUGGCCUUGGCCGUCGGGCGGCGCCUGGCUGCUAGUGGCUGCCCGUGCGCUGCUGCAGCUGCUGCGCGCAGACCUGCGCCUGGGCCGCCCGCUGUUGGCGGCACUGGCACUGCUGGCCGCGCUCGACUGGCUGUGCCAGCGCCUGCUGCCCCCGCUGGCCGCACUCGCCGUGCUGGCCGCCGCCGGCUGGAUCGCGUUGUCCUGCCUGGCACGCCCGCCGCGCCUGCCUGUGGCCACUCGCGCGGUGCUCAUCACCGGCUGUGACUCUGGUUUUGGCAAGGAGGCGGCCAAGAAGCUAGAUGCCAUGGGCUUCACGGUGCUGGCCACUGUGUUGGACUUGGAUAGCCCCGGUGCCAUAGAGCUACGUGCCUGCUGUUCCCCUAACCUAAGGCUGCUGCAGAUGGAUCUGACCAAGCCAGCUGACAUUAGCCAUGCACUGGAGUUCACCAAAGCCCACACCACCAGCACGGGUUUGUGGGGCCUGGUCAACAAUGCAGGCUUGAAUGAUGUGGUGGCUGACGCAGAGCUGUCCCCAGUGGCCACGUUCCGCAGCUGCAUGGAGGUGAAUUUCUUCGGCGCACUGCAGCUGACCAAGGGCCUCUUGCCACUUUUGCGCCGUUCGAGGGGUCGCAUAGUGACUGUGGGCAGCCCAGCAGGAGACAUGCCGUAUCCAUGCUUGGGUGCCUACGGGACCUCCAAAGCGGCCCUGGUACUGCUCAUGGACACAUUCAACUGUGAACUUCUGCCCUGGGGGGUCAAGGUCAGCGUCAUCCAGCCUGGCUGUUUCAAGACAGGUGAAGAGUCAGUACGAAAAGUGGACCACUGGGAGCGGCGCAAGCAGCUGCUGCUUGCCAACCUGCCCCAAGAGUUGCUGCAGGCCUACGGCGAGGACUACAUCGAGCACUUGUAUGGACAGUUCCUGCAUUCGCUGAGCCUGGCGCUGCCCGACCUCAGCCCGGUUGUAGAUGCCAUCAUUGACGCGCUGCUGGCAGCUCAGCCCCGCCGUCGCUAUUACCCCGGCCGUGGCCUGGGGCUCAUGUACUUCAUCCACUACUACCUGCCCGAGAGCCUGCGGCGCCGCUUCCUGCAAGCCUUCUUCAUCAGUCCCUGUCUGCCAAGAGCUCUGCAGCCUGGCCAGCCCAGCCCUACCCAGGGUAGAGUCCAGGGCCCAGACCCAAACCUAGGCCUUUCCCCCACGGGAGCCCACUGAGCAGUGUACACAUAUGGCCUAGCUGCUCCAGCAGAGGCGGUCCCAUGAGCCCUUGACCCUCCCCUGGGCAUUGUGACCCCCAAGUCUGCCCUAGAGCCUACCCACUGCCAAUGCCCCAGGCCAGGCCUGGUGAGGCUGAGGCUUCUCUACUGCUUCAAGAGCCUAAACAGACCCUCUGGGGCACAAGGCUCCACCCUGCACCUUGGAAACCCCAGGUGGAUGGGGAGUUUCGUGCAAGACGUAGUUGUAGCAUUUGACAGAAUCCCGCAGACAGUGCCUCUGCAAACUAAGGAGUGAUGGGGUGGGUUGGGGACCCCCCUCAGGAUUACUUCUCAGCACAGUACCUCAGUGCUGCAAUUCAAAGGGUGACUCCCAACUGUUUCUUGACUGGAUCAAGAAUUAGGGCCCCAAUCACCCACUCCAAGCCCCACAAGCCACAGGGAGGCUGCAUAUCCUACUUGCCUGAUUGCCAUUUUUUAAAUAAAGAUAUAUUUUUAUUUCUCCUAGAA